ACGAUCUGCUGCAGAACUGCGGGACAAAAAUAGCUUAGUGGUUUUUCACGAAAGCUAGAUAUCUCACCAACGUUAUUUGAUUAUUUAAUGAUCAAUUGGGGACGGAGAGUUUGAUGGCCCAAAUGGUGUGUUUUUAUUACAUAAAUUUUGGAACUUUGGGCAUUUUCGUUGGAUUUGAAGGGCGUAGCCUCGGCUAGCUUCUUACAACGUCAUUGCAACCGUGUUUGUCCGCCUGGAGAGAGAACGUGCAAGGGAUCGUCAGACAGCCAGGCUGGGGUUUUUUCUUUGUAAAAAAUUCUAGCAGUGAUACAACACAGUUAAUGAUGGCUUCAAGGGAACAUUUUCCAAUCAUUUCAUCUUCUGAUUGUGAUAAUAUGGGAGAAGAUGAUCUGAUGGUGUUCAGUGACUCUAUUGAGUCCUCGGAGGAAACAAGUAGUGAAGAAGAGACCGAUGCAGAUGAGGAGGAGGGGGAGGAGGAGGAGGAGGAGGAGGAAGUUGGGGGAGGUGGUCUGGGUAAAGAUUUACCCAAAGAAGACAGAGAGGGAAGCAUGGGAAAGACAAAUGUUUCAGCUGCGAUGAAGGUGAUGCAAGAUUCAUCUUCCAAUGCUGCAAGACAAACAACAUCAACGAGAUUGAAGUUACAAGUACAGGUGAAAAAUAUAUGCACUGACCAAGACUCAUUCAAAACUUUUCUGGGCUGCUUAAACGUCACAAAUUAUCAAAAUAUAGACUGGUCGAUGAAGGAUUCACAGAACAGCCAAGCUAGCAUUCUGUUUAAAAAUCAAGAAGAUGCUGCUGCAGCACAGGGGAUUCUCAAUAAUUGCUCAAUCGGAGCAUCUGACAGGAAACUGUCAGCUUUUUUACAAGACCAAAGAUCGCGUCGUCCCAGACAAAACAAAAAUGGAAAAACAUCCUCAGCUGUUCAUGGAAACAAUCCACACCAGAACAAGGUUCAUCCUGAUGGUCAGUCUCCUUCAUAUGACCAACGCCAGAGACAUCAACAAGGUCACCGUAAUCAUGACCAAUAUUCUCAUCAAGAAAGUGACCAGCAUCCAUCUUCUGACCGAGGAAACUAUCAAGGUCACCCUAGAGAUGGAUACACACCAGAUGACCGCCACCGACCUUCAGACAUGGCAGUUGACCAUCGAUCUUCACAGACUGGCCGGGGUAAUUCCUCUGGGCGAGGAAACUAUCGAGGACACCCUAGAUUUGGUUACACACCAGAUGACCGCCACCGACCUUCAGACAUGGCAUAUGACCAUCAAUCUUCACAGACUGGCCGCGGUAAUUCCUCUGGGCGAGGAAACUAUCGAGGUCACCCUAGAGGUGCUUACACACCAGAUGACCGCCACCGACCUUCGGACAUGGCAGUUGACCAUCGAUCUUCACAGACUGGCCGGGGUAAUUCCUCUGGGCGAGGAAACUAUCGAGGUCACCCGAGAGGUGGUUACACACCAGAUGACCGCCACCGACCUUCGGACAUGGCAGUUGACCAUCGAUCUUCACAGACUGGCCGGGGUAAUUCCUCUGGGCGAGGAAACUAUCGAGGACACCCUAGAUCUGGUUACACACCAGAUGACCGCCACCGACCUUCGGACAUGGCAUAUGACCAUCAAUCUUCACAGACUGGCCGGGGUAAUUCCUCUGGGCGAGGAAACUAUCGAGGUCACCCUAGAGGUGCUUACACACCAGAUGACCACCACCGACCUUCAGACAUGGCAGUUGACCAUCGAUCUUCACAGACUGGCCAGGGUAAUUCCUCUGGGCGAGGAAACUAUCGAGGUUACCCGAGAGGUGGUUACACACCAGAUGACCGCCACCGACCUUUGGACAUGGCAUAUGACCAUCAAACUUCACAGACUGGCCGGGGUAAUUCCUCUGGGCGAGGAAACUAUCGAGGAAACUAUCGAGGACACCAUAGAGGUGGUUACACGCCAGAUAAUCAUCCCGGACCCUCGCGCCAGGAUCCAUACAUGGCAUAUGACCCUCAAUCUUCACAGACUGGCUGUGGUGAUUCCUCUGGGCGAGGCAAAUAUCAAGGACACGAAAGAGGUGGUUAUACAACAGGUGACCGCCGGCCCAGCCUGACACAUUCUGAGCAAGAUGUUCAACUGAGGGCUGACCAAAGCCAGCAUCCAAUCGGGGCACCUAGACAGCCCCAAGCUUCUGAAAAGAACAUCCCCUCAUUGAUGUCGAUGCCUCUUGCUCCAAAUAUUCCUUAUGAUAGAGAUGAUGACCAGAGCAGCAUUGCAUCAGGAAUGAGUGAGAGGAGUGGUACAUCAUCACAGCCAAUCUCAUUACAUGUGAAAAACAUCGAUGACGGAGUGAGCAAUGAUGGAUUUUGUCGUUUCUUGUCCGACAAAAAGAUAUCAUUCUCAGAUGUAGACUUUUUUAUUUCCAAAUCAGGGAGGCGAUUUGCUAUUAUCCAUUUUGCAUCUGUCACGGACACAAAUAUGGCUCAAAGUUUUCUGCAUAACCGCUGGAUUUUUCGGGGUGGCCCUGAAAUGUGCGUAAGCUACAGUCAUCGAAAAGCUAUGGCGAGCCCCAGUGGAGAUUUGCAUCCCCCUUCCUUUGAAGCAACUGGAUACCCUGAAGGGGCAACUCGAGGAAGUCAUGAAGGGAGGGGUCAAGGCUACAGAGGUCGAGGAUGUAGAAAUCGAGGAGAGAGCAGCCGUAGAGGGAGAAGCCGUGGAGGGAGAGGUCUUGGAGGUAGAGGCCGUGGAAGGAGGACAAGAAACUGGCGACAGAAAAUGGGAGAAGAUUCUGAUAAUCAAUCAGAAUGUAGUGAAGUGAGGAGCAUCUGCUCUACUGUGGUGAGUCAUGCCAGUUCCUCUCAAGUCAAACAGUCUUCAUCUCUCUGGGUAACAAAUAUUGGAGAGAAUUUCGAUCUUGCGGAAUUCUAUGACUUUCUGGAGUCCCUUGAUUUAAACUGUCAGUGCUCGGGGUUGAAACCUUCCCAAAAACACAACAACCAAUUUGCUGUUCUUCAGUUUCCAGAUCUCAAGAUGGCAACAGCAGCUUUCGGUGUUUUGAACAAUGACCUGUGGCGUCUUGGGAAUGACACUCCAAUUAAAGCCAGUUUCCCAGUAUCAAAAGAGUCUUACCGAAACAAGAAGUCCGGCCUGUCUCUUCAUGUUGAACAACUUGGUCACGGUCCUGAUGAGGGUCGGGUAAAUGUUGAGAGAUGGCUUGAGGACGCCCAACAAACUAAAGAUUUGAAAGAGGAGAGUCAAAGGGGAUAUCGUCACACAGAAAGGGAGCAAGAACAGAAAGGUGGGCGUGGUCAAGGUAGAAAUGGGCGUGGUCAUAGAGGGAAAGGUAGCUCUGUAGGAGAUGUAAGGUCUCAGUUGAGGAGUGGUGACAAAACUGAUGAAUCAAAUGACGGUGAUAAGGGAACAACUGGCGGGCUUGUAAGGUCAAAAUAUAAACCAUGCACAGACAAAGAUAAUACACAGGAAAGAAGUCCGAAUGAAGUUGUCUUAACAGAUCUCCCAAGAAACAUCUCAGAGAGUGAUGUUGUAUAUCUUGUGAGAGAGGAAUGUCAUGGAUUUGUUGACGCAGUGUUGGCCUCCGGGAGAUGCUCUCUGAAGUUUAAGAGACGGGAAGAUGCGAUGGAGGCAGUUUGUAAGCUUUAUGGGAAACCAAUCUCUGGCCAUUGUAUAAAACCUGUCCUCUCCUGGCACAAUGAAGAAGUGGAACCACACAUUGCAAAAAAAGUACUGAAGGACUUAAAAGAAAGAGAAAUGCCAGAGAAAGUCCAUGACAUUAACUAUAAAAUUACAGAAGAAUGUAAAGUCAUCAACUCGGAUUUGUCAGAUUGCAGAGACGCCUUCAAAGAAAACCUGUCCUUUGCUGAAAUUCACCGAUAUAAAAUUUCUAUCGAAACACAUGAGCACCAUUUGGAGGAGAAACAAAGAUUCCUGGAUGAGUUCAACAACGCAUGCCUUAAUAUUGAAACCGCUUUGGAAGGUUUAGAGUCAGAAACCCAAACCUUGUCAGAGGUACACAAGAUUCGUCAUCAAUUUCUGAGAGAAUGUCGUCGUUUGGAUUCCCCUCUACCGGUUUAUGGCUACAGGUCUAGGAUUGAGGAAGCUAUGCGAUGGAAUAAAGCUGUUGUCUUGCAAGGCGAGACAGGAUCUGGAAAGAGCACACAGAUUCCACAGUAUCUCGUAGACAUGGCCCUGGAGAGUCAGGAAGAUGAAGGCUCCAGCCAGAGACCACAAUGGCGGGUAGUUUGCACACAACCUAGAAGAGUUGCGGCACUCACUCUUUCAAAACGUGUCGCUGAAGAAUACGGAUGCCAGGUUAGCGAAGAAGUUGGAUAUUUUGUCGGCAACAAGAAAUCUGUCAGUGCCAAAACAGUUGUUACUUUCAUGACGGAUCGGAAACUCCUCAACUUGAUCAUCGCCGACCCAAAUCUGUCCGACUAUACUUGCGUCAUCGUCGACGAGGCCCAUGAGAGAUCUGUAGACACGGAUAUAUUGUUGGCAACGCUGAAGAAACUCCUUCGAAGCAGAAAAGAUCUUCACCUUCUCAUAAUGUCUGCCACAAUCGACACCACCUUAUUCUCCAACUACCUCGAUGAGUGUAAAGAGAUAAAGGUUCCUGGUCGGACAUUUCCGGUGGAUAAACGAUGGAUUGGUGAUGAUGUCAGCAUCGGAGAGGGUGACUAUGUUGGGAAAGCCGUCAAACAGACUGCAAAGGUGCAUCGAGAUGAGAAGGAAGGUGACAUUCUAGUCUUCUUGACAUCGGCCAAUGAGAUUGAACAAGCAUGUCGAGACUUAUCAACUUCCCUCGGCCAAAGACCUGAUGACCAAGAUAAAGAGGCACUGAUACUACCCCUUCAUGGACGACUCCAGCCAGAAGACCAGAUGAAAGUAUUCGCAGACGCAAAAGCUGGACAAAGGAAGAUAAUCUUUGCAACCAAUGUCGCUGAGACCUCAGUGACUAUUAAAGGUAUCCGAUAUGUCAUUGACACUGGCGUUGUCAAAGAGUGUCAAUAUGAUCCAAAGCGUAGCAUGAGUCUUUUGAAGGUGACAGCGAUAACUCAAGCGUCAGCUCAGCAACGGGCGGGCCGAGCAGGUAGGACAGGCCCAGGUGUUUGCUAUCGAUUGUACACCAAAGAAGAGUAUAAGGACCUGAAUGAAAUGAUGAAACCGGAGAUUUUGCGUGUUCACCUCGGGAUGGCAGCACUGCAGCUUUUAGAGCUUGGUGUCGAAGACGUGGCGAACUUUGAUUUCAUCCAGGCGCCUGAUCGAGAAGCUACACAGCAGGCUAUGACUACCCUGAGGUUGCUGGGUGCCGUGGAUGCAGCUAAUAAGUUGACCUCUUUGGGUCGUAAGAUGGCAACAUUUCCAAUGGAGCCACGUCUCUCAAAGGUUAUUCUUGAAGGAGUAGAGAAACAUCUUACCUCUGAAGCUGUCAUCAUCGCUGCCUUGAUCUCUGCUCCUGGAAGUUUGUUCUAUAGAGGAGGCUCCGAUAAAGACAAAGAGAAAGCAGACCGUCUGAAGCUCAAGUAUUGUCAUGACAGUGGAGAUGUUAUAACAAUGCUUAAAGCUUACGGAUCUUGGAAUAGCAAAGCAGCGGCUAAGCAGAAGGCGUGGUGUAUGGAGAACAGCAUGAAUUCCAAGACGCUGAGAGCUGUUCGAGAGUCUGCUAACGAAGCAGCCCAGGUGUUAAAGCUUAAACAUAACAUCGAGUGUAAUGCAAGGGACUACAAGAUGGAAGCCAUUGAUGCGGCAAAGACUGAGUCACUUCAAAAGAUCAUCAUGUCAGCUUACUUUCAGACGUUGAGUUUAUACAACGGUCAUCCAAGAGCAGGUUACACGGUUCUUCCUCAUCAGAAAUCCGGGUUCAUCCAUCCAUCUUCGUCUCUCGUUGCACUAGACUGCAAUCCUAAAUGGGUAGUGUAUGAAGAGUUCAAACAAACAUCCCGAAGCUUCCUCUUCAAUGUGACUCGAGUUAACAUCGAUUGGCUUCAGGAAGUUGCUCCGAUGUUUUAUGACGAGAUUGAUGUGGGCGCACUUCAAGAAAUGGCUUUGCAAGAGGCUCCUGCGAUCCAACUUGGAACUGCUGUGAUGAGACGUCUUACCAUAAAGAGAAAUGAAAAGGUCCGGGCUAUGGAAGAGUAUAUCACAGAAGUGAAAGGUUCUCCUUGCAUUAUCCAGGUCAACAGAGCCACAAAAAAGUUGCAGAUGUUCGUGAAGAUGAACAUUUGCGAGUUUGCAACAUCGUAUGUUGAGAGACUCCUCAAAGAAGAGCUGGAGUCUAUCCAGAGAGAACAGAUUGAAGUGCCAGUAGGGGAAUCAGGAGUUGUCCGUCAAGUCGUCGUAGCAGGAGGUCAGACAAAAUUCAUCUUGAUGCCAAAUGAUUACAGAAGCCUGGAGGUCAGUAAUGUUACAGGAGACAUGUCCGAAGAUGAUUUGAAGAUGAUUUGUCUCUCUUCUUGUUGCACUCAGAAUGAGAUUCUUGACGUGUACAAGUUUCAAAAGCAAACUACAGCCAAGUGGGGUCGCAUUACCUUCAGUUCCCCCAAGACAGCGGAGGAAACAAAGAUGCUGCUAGAAGUAGAGGACACCCUUCAGCUCGAACCAAUUCUGGGACGUAGUUUUCAAAACAGAGAUAUCGCUAGAGUCAGCUCAAGGAUCGUGGUCAUAUGGUACACCUGGCCGUCAAAAGGCCAAGCAUUUAUCAACUUUGACACAUCAAACCAAGCCUUAGAAAUGAAAGAAAGCUUGCAAAAUUUUGACUUCAAAGGGAAGCUAUUGGAGUGCCAACUUAAAAAGAAUAACACAAGAGCUCUGUACCUCCGAAACGUUCACACAGAUGCAACCAAUGAAGAACUGGAAGAAGCUAUUGAAGAUUAUACAGACUGCAAAAAAGUCAAAUGCAGUAUUGCUCGUCAACCCCCAGCAAUUCUUAUCAAAGACGACCAGGUCACUCAAGACAUCUACAAAAUGUUCGAAGGCACACUACGAGAAGAUCAACUAGACAUCAACAUACUGUCGGCGCGAUCGGAGAAAACACAAAGCAGGAAGGCUAUCGCCAACUUUGAGUGUGACAACGAAGAUGAAGUAGAUGGUUGUAUUCUGAAUAUUCAAGACAACCCUCCACGCAACUCGGCAGGCCAGAUUUAUAUUGUGAAGCUUACGGCAUCUUGCAUGCUCUUCUGUAAUCCUGACGUCUACAAGUGCAUUGAGCAAAGAAUCACAAAGCUCGUUGAGGAGGUGAGCGAAGGAGUCAGAAAUUUGAAUGUCAGAGUGAGUAAGAGCAAGAAGACAAAUGACUGGGUGAUAAACGUCGCUGGUGAAAACAUCCAAGAAGUUCAUAGGACACGCCGAGAACUUCUGUCUUACAUCCGGGGCGAGACGGUAUCACUAAAUGAUCUGUGCGAGGAGGAGGUUUCAUUUCAGAUCAAAUAUCACAUUCUGAAGUUACUUCACAAGAAUGGCUUGAGACAUCUUACUUACGGGUUGGAGGCUCACGCAAUGGUGGACACCCGUCGCCAUCUCAUUGUGAUUUACGGAAAGGAUGAGGUCAGAGAAGUCUUGAAGGAGCAAGUGAAGAACUACAUCAACAUCAUCUGUAAGAAUCAACUGAAAGAAAUUUCAUUGACUGCAGGUCUCUCUGAAGGUUGUACUAAAGGGAGAGCUGUAAGGGCAUUAGUGAAAGCUUAUGGACCUUGGCUUAAGAAACUUGUUGAAGAAACUGGAGCCAAAGCUAUAACAUUGAACAUGUGCCAAGGAAACCUUCUUAUAGAGGGCAAUCAGAAUGUCUUUGAUAACGUCCACAAGAUGGUGAGAAACUGCCUCCAAGAAGCUGGACAACAAGCUGCCAUCAGAGUUGGAGGAGAUGAUGCAACCACUGAAGUGGAAUGCGGCAUUUGUUACACAGCAGUGGAAGCCACUGAGGAGAUGUAUCGUCUGAGUGCUUGCUCCCAUGGGUUCCAUCUUCAAUGCCUUCAUGAGAUGUUUACCGUCAGGUUACAGAACGCUAGCAAGGAUUACCCCAUUGAGUGUCCAUGUGAUGGAUGUGGCCUCCCAAUGUUGCUCUGCGACUUCCGUGUUCUCUGCAGUGAUGAAACAAAGAGACGACGCUUGUUUGAUCUGGCUCUGGAGUCACAUGUCACCCAGAAGAGCGAGGGAAAACUGAAGUUUUGCCCAACACCAGAUUGUCACAUGAUCUAUAAGACAACGAAGGAUGUCGGGGUCUUCUCAUGUCAGGAGUGUCGGAAUCGUUUGUGUUCAUCGUGUGGUUCAGAACCUCAUAUGGGAUAUACAUGCGAGGAAUUUAAGGCUUAUGGCAAGGACUGUAGCGACGUGGCAUUUCAGAAGUGGAUUCAAGGAAAAGAUGUCAAGAAGUGCCCAUGUGGAAUCUAUAUCGAGAAAAUUGAGGGAUGCUUUCACAUGACCUGUUCUGAGUGUAAGAAGCACUUAUGUUGGCUUUGCCUGGCUAUCUUCGAUACAAGUGACCUGUGCUACGCUCACCUAUCACAGAUGCAUGGAGGUUGUUUUCAAUAUUAAUCAAGUAAACGCCAAGCUCGCUCCAAAGCGUAGUUAAUACACUCAUUUCAGACAGGUGCACCAGACUCGCGCCGAACCAAAUAGCUUAGGUGCGACUCUAGGUCUAACCAAAAUCAAUUUUGGUUUCAGACAGACGGACGUAACAAAACAUAUCAUUAGAUUUGGCUCAUGGCAAGAUCAAUGUCUGAAACCAAGGCGCUCCAAAGUUGUUCUGAACGACUGCAAAAGUCGUUCCUUUGACCUGGCGCUUGUCCAGUCACUCCAAACUGUUUUAGGCGUCAACCUUUUCAUGUACUUAAUUCAGAACUUAAUUUGGCGAGACUCUGGAGCGCCUCUCUGAAACAGGUGUAAAGCCAUUCUGAAAAUCAUCAAAAUCAGGCAAAAAGCCACGGGUGAAUUCUGCGAGAUUGAUAUAAAUGUAGAGUUUUCCUGAAAUUAUACAACAAUAUUAUAUUAUAUGCGCAAAAGUAAAAGGAUAAAUAGUAUGUUUGAAGCUCAUUAUAUGAAUCUUGAAGCUCAGUUAUAACUGUUCUGAAAUAUUGUCUGAAAGUGUGUUGGUAUUAUUUAGCCAAUUAAAAUUGUUUGCAUAUUGGAGAAUUAGAACACCAGUACUUAAUAUAUAACUAGUAUUUAGUUUCCUCGGAACUGUAUUAACUCAUCUUUAAAAAAAUGUAUGCAGGAAUGUUUAUACUUACUUAAAAUGAAAGAUAGUUGUUGAAAGACGUCGGUCCAGUGUGUUGUGUAACGCACGUAAAAGAACCCAGAGAAAGGGUUCGCCCUUAUGUUCCUGGUUUGAUUG
Messenger RNA from Asterias rubens (European starfish), 9321 nucleotides. RefSeq names its product ATP-dependent RNA helicase DEAH12, chloroplastic-like. Gene Ontology annotation, biological process: spliceosomal complex disassembly. Bases 321 to 8522 code for a protein of 2733 amino acids. Lineage: Eukaryota; Metazoa; Echinodermata; Asteroidea; Forcipulatida; Asteriidae. The transcript has 8 exons. Gene Ontology annotation, molecular function: RNA binding; zinc ion binding; ATP binding. The record is from RefSeq and is a predicted model, not a curated record. Gene Ontology annotation, cellular component: intracellular anatomical structure; catalytic step 2 spliceosome.